This is a messenger RNA of Coccomyxa subellipsoidea C-169, 864 nucleotides long. RefSeq lists its product as hypothetical. NCBI's taxonomy places the organism in Eukaryota, Viridiplantae, Chlorophyta, Trebouxiophyceae, Coccomyxaceae. The record is from RefSeq and is a predicted model, not a curated record. Bases 1 to 864 code for a protein of 287 amino acids. The transcript is spliced from 5 exons.
AUGAUGUACUUCUUCCUUGCCAUUGUGGCAUCUUUGGCGGUCUUUGCGGCCCCAAGCGCAGCAAUCACCGACAUCCAGAUCCUCAACUUCGCCCUCAAUCUUGAGUGCCUCGAGGCCGAGUUCUACAGUUAUGCUGCGUUCGGGAAGGGACUGAACGCCACGCUGCUUGGCGGCGGCCCUGGCUCUACUGGCGGACAGAAAGCCAAGCUGAGCUAUGCAGUCCAGCAGUACGCUCUUGAAAUUGCCGAAGACGAGCUCAACCAUGUGGCUUUCCUUCGCUCAGCCCUGGGUGACAAGGCAGUCCCCUGCCCCCAGAUCGACAUCGGCACAGCCUUCAGUGCCAUCAUCGACGCUGCUCUGGGCUCCAAGGCCACCAGCUACAAGUUCUCCCCCUACGACAACGACCUGGACUUCCUCCUUGGCUCCUUCCUGUUUGAGGAUGUUGGUGUGACCGCCUACCUUGGAGCAGCCCCCGCCAUCACGGACAAGACUGUGCUCGGAGCAGCCGGCGGCAUUUUGGCAGUUGAGGCAUACCACGCAGGCAUAAUCAGAACCCUGUUGUACCAGGAUGGCGCCUACCCUGUCGUCCCCUACAAGAUCCAGACCGUUGACUUUGUCCAGGCUCUGUCCAACCUGCGCGCGGCAGUCGGCGGCGGCAAGGACCAGGGAAUCACGUCCCCUGCGGCCGACGGCUCGCUCUACGUCCCAUACCUGACCUCAAAGUACGAGUCAAACCUGGUGCCCACCAACGCCGCCAGCCUGGCGUUCGCUCGCACCAUUCCCGAGGUGCUCGCCAUCGUCUACGGGGGCUCUGCUUCCACCCCUGGCGCAUUUUUCCCCGAGGGCAUCAACCCCGGCGUCUAG